Messenger RNA from Striga asiatica, 1919 nucleotides. Lineage: Eukaryota; Viridiplantae; Streptophyta; Magnoliopsida; Lamiales; Orobanchaceae. The record is from the annotation of a GenBank genome assembly.
GUUGGACCUAAAUUUGCACCUUUCGGCUGAAAAAACGGAAAAAAGAGGUUAUCAGAAAAAAUACCCCCAAAAAUACACCAACACACACUAGAUCUGUUCUAUCUAUUGCGCGGCCAUGGAUGAGAGUUUGGUGAAGAGGUUGGAAGCCGCGGUGGCUCGCCUGGAGACGCUCUCCGCCGGGGGAAUCCCGCGGAGUUUCGCGUCGGAGGACGGCGGCGAUGCGUUCGGGGCGGAUCCGUCGAUCGUGGCGUUCGACGAUCUGAUUUCCCAGCACGUCAAUCGAGUCACGAGCGCCGCGGAGAAGAUCGGGGGACAAGUUCUGGACGUGUCUAAGGUCAUCGCUGAAGCUUUUGAUGUGCAGAAGGAGCUUCUGAUCAAAAUCAAGCAAACUCAGAAACCUGAUAAUCCAGGACUGGUGGAAUUCCUUAAGCCAUUGAAUGAUGUGAUGGCAAAAGCUUCUGCGUUGGCUGAGGGAAGGCGAACAGAUUAUUUUCUUCACGUAAAGACUGGUGCAGAUAGUUUGGCUGCUUUGGCAUGGAUUGCUUUCUCAGGGAAAGGCUGUGGUAUGAGCAUGCCCACUGCACAUGUAGAAGAAAGUUGGCAGAUGGCGGAGUUUUACUGUAACAAGAUCCUUGUGGAGUAUAGAAACAAAGAUGCAAACCACGUCGAGUGGGCAAAGUCUCUAAAAGAGCUCUAUCUACCUGGCUUGAGGGACUAUGUGAAGAGUCACUAUCCGCUGGGCCCCGUUUGGAAUGCCACGGGUAAAAUAGCAGGAUCUACCAAAGCAGCCACAGCUCCCACUCCCAAAGCUGCUCCUGGUGCCCCUGCCCCUCCACCCCCACCAGCUGCUUCACUCUUUAGCUCUGAAACAAAUCAGCCUUCAUCAUCACGGCCCAAGGAAGGCAUGUCUGCCGUGUUCCAGGAAAUUAGCUCUGGAAAGCCGGUUACUGCUGGUUUGAGGAAAGUCACGGAUGAUAUGAAGACCAAGAACCGUGCAGAUAGAUCUGGCAUGGUUACUGUUUCUGAGAAGGGAAGUCGUACUAGUUCACCUGCUUUCUCUAAGACAGGUCCACCGAAAUUGGAGCUUCAGAUGGGUCGUAAAUGGGUGGUUGAGAACCAAAUUGGUCGAAACAAUUUAGUCAUUGAUGAUUGUGAUGCUAAACAGUCGGUGUACAUCUAUGGAUGCAAAAAUUCAGUUCUCCAGAUCCAUGGCAAGGUAAACAACAUUACGGUUGACAAGUGCACUAAGAUGGGUCUCGUGUUCAAGGAUGUUGUGGCAGCUUGUGAGAUCGUCAAUUCGAGUGGCGUGGAGGUGCAAUGUCAGGGCUCGGCUCCAACAAUUUCAAUAGACAAUACAUCAGGCUGCCAACUGUACUUGAGCAAAGAUGCCUUAGAGGCUUCUAUUACAACUGCAAAGUCAAGUGAAAUCAAUGUCUUGGUACCUGGUUCCAAACCAGAUGAUGAUUGGGUUGAGCAAGCUUUGCCACAACAGUAUGUCCAUGUAUACAAGGAUGGCCAAUUUGUGACGAGCCCCGUGUCUCACUCUGGCGCCUAGUGAGGGAAAAUUUUGAAAGCCACAAUAUUGACCUUUACUUUUUAUAAGGUUGGUCCGUUUGUCUGAAAUCUUUUUUCUUGUUUUAUCCGGCUGAUUGAUUCAUAUUUUAUCCGUCUGGAAAUAUUUUUUUCUGCUCUAUAGAAUUGUUGUAUUGUGCCUUGCUCUGUUGGUAGCUUAGAUGGGCUACCUAUUUAUUUAUUGUGAGUGAGAGUUUGGGUUUGUUUGUACUUUGUGUAAGACUUCAAUUUUCUUUGUGAUGUAUUUUCUGUGAACUUCUGAUACAGAUUUACAUGUUUAACUUCCGUGUUUUAUGAGAUUUAUCAUUAUGACAAUCUUUUGAGGGAGGAUAUUAGUUUUUGAUGGC